AUGGCUACCACUACCUAUGAUUAUUUUUGGCAAUUAGCAUCUUUAGAUGCUGAAGAACGUCUGAAUGCAGCUAAUGGACUAAUUACUCAUUUACAUAAAUUAUAUCAAGAAUUUAUAACGUCCAAUAAAAAUAUAUCUAAAAUCAAUGAUUCUAGAGAUUUCUUGGGUUCUACAGAGGUAAUUGAGAAGGUUUGUGGUCCUACUGUAGCUUAUGUUAUGAUUCGUUUGACGAGAGGACUUGCUAGUCCGCGAGCAGCAGCUCGGCAUGGUUUUGCUUUAGCAUUAACAGAGCUUCUUGCUAGUUUUGAGUUCUUUACAUUCAAAAUGAUUCUACCAUUAAUUGAUGAAGCCUGUCCAAUAUCGUCUUCUAAGGAUAAGGAAGGAUCUGAUGUAAUUUUUGGGCGUGUUUUCGGCUUCGCGUCAGUCGUAAGGUCAGGUAUUCUUUGGCGUAAAACUUCGUCCGAUGAUGAUUAUUGCGAAGUGAUCAAUGGUUUACUAGCUUGUGCAAAUAGUAAACCAUAUGUUAGGGAAACAUGCUAUCAUGUUAUUAUUUCAACCAUACCUUUAUUGAAGGAAACAACAUUUGAGGAGAAGGCGAUUUCUCAUCUUAUAACGGUUAUGAAUGAACGUAAUGUCCGAAAUGGUAUCAACAACCCUGAUGAUAUUAAUUUGGCUGUUGCUAUUGAAGCACAAUAUCCGGAUAUAUUACAAAAUAAUCAAUGGAUACGAGUCGUGGUUCAUAAUGGCGAUUCAUGUAUAGCGAAAUGGUGCAAACCACAUAUACUUCAUCCCGAAAAUUUAGAAAAGUUGACAGAAGCUAUUCAGGCAAAGUCCAGUCAAUCUGCAGCUGAAAUUCAGCAGAAUCAAGAAAAUCGUAUUCAUUCUGUUUGGAAUACGAUUAUUUUUUGGCUUAUUUCUCCCCCCAGUGAUAAACUUAGAAAGCAAACAGUUGCUUUUGAAGAAUUUUGGAAGACGGCUGUUGAUGAAUGCCUUUUUGAUGAUGAUGCUACAUAUCAACGUAAAUUCUGGGGAUUUCAAUUAUUAGAGAAAGCUCUUCAAAUAUGUCCGGAAGACAAAUUUUCUUUCUUAUUUACUUCUAACUUAAUGCGAACUUUGAUAAAUCAUUCUUACGAGAAGAAUCGAUACUUGCAUGAAUCUGCAAUGCAUCUGUUAAAGGUUAUUGAGCAAGUCGCCGAGGAAAACCAGCGGAAGGCCUUGAUUAUUGUUAAAAAAUUUUUAGGUCAAAAUUGUGAUCGAGAUUUUGACAAAGUUAGCAAGACUUAUACCAUCAGGAACAUAUUCCAUGUUAUUAACAAUAGCACAAUUGAGGAAUACGUUCUGUAUUUGAAAAAUGUUUUCUUAAAACCCGACGAAAACUUGUCAAGUGACAACGAGGCAACAAUACAACGACGUCAAUGGAUUAUAGAUCAUUUAUAUUCGCUUUUAAAAAAUCCUCAUAUUAAUCGUCAUGAAGGCUGGUUAAAUUUAGUUUUGGAUCUUUUUCUUAUCUAUGGAUUUUACACAGCCAAAGAUUCAUUUUUAAAUGAGAUUUCAAAGGAUAAAAAGAUUGAAAUCAGCAAAUCAGAAUCUCGGAAUAAAAAAUCAAAGCGUGACCCAAAAAAGGUAAAAUUCGAAAAUCAACAAGCCGAUGAUAGUUCGAGGACGAAUAAUUCUGAGAAAAUGAUUAGCAAAUAUAUAUUACCUAAACCAAAUAUUGAUGAGGAUACCCAAGAGCGUUGUCGGUUAAGAUUCUUUCAUGCUCUUGGCGAGUUGAGUACUUUUCGUUCUUUACUUAGUGAUGAUAAAACGGAGAAACCUAUGCGUACUCGUAGUGGUUUUAUGAAAAGUGGUCAAACAUGGUCUUAUUAUGCUGUGGCUUUGAUGAAUAGAUUUGAUUACGACACUCAACUUGAGCCUUUAAUUAUUUUAAGCGAUGAAGCGCAGCAACUAAAAAGCACAGUAAUAAAGCUGUUACAAACAAUUAUAGACAAGUUAAAUAGUGAAGAUUCUAAAGGGCAUAAUCUUGACAUCCUUCAAGGCUUCCAUUUGUUGUUUUCUUAUUCCGUUCUUACUUUAUAUACAGAACCAGAAGAAGCAAUGAAUGCAUUGCAGGAUAUACAAAUAUGCUUUAAUAAAAUGUUUGUACAAUCGAAAAAAUCAUUAAAAAAGAAAAGGAAUAAAGAGGAAAAUCUUGAAGAAAAACAUAAUCCUGUUGACGUAAUUGUAGAUAUUUUACUUGGUUUUCUUGCAAAACCAUCUGCAUUUUUAUAUAACAUGUCCGAGCAAGUUUUUAAAGUUUUCUGUGACGGCAUUACGAAAUCUUCUUUGGACUUAAUGUUAGACCUUAUAAGUAAACAAGAGAAUGAUGAAGAAGAAUUGGUAGAUGAAAUAGAUAUCGACGAUGAAAUUAAUCAAGAUGAGGAUGAGGAAAGUACUGACGGCGAAUCAGAUGAUGGAUCAAAUGACAGUGACUUGGAUAAUGAUAUAACUGUUAAUGAAAAUAAGGAGGCAAAAGAUCAAUCUUUAAUAGAACUUAAUAAUCAUAAUAAUGAGGGUGAAGAUUAUAGUGAAGAGGACAUAAAUAAUCAAGAUGAAAUGAUGGAAAAAAUUGAUUCUAAGUUAUCUGAAAUUUUCAAAAUCCAAAAAUUCGGAAAGAAAAAGAAAAAAGACACUAAAUACCAAAGGAUUCAUUAUAAACAUAAAGUUAUUGGAUUGUUAAAAAUUUUUGUCAAGGAACAACAAAACAAUCCACUUAUUUUUGAGUUAAUAAUGCCUUUGCUUAAGAUAGCAAAGAAUGCAAAAACAGAUGAAAUUGCAAAGAGCGUAUAUAAUCUUCUCAAUACUAGAAUUGUUGUCAUAAAGGAUGGCCUUACUGAAUUUGAUGAUAGUAAAAUACUCGCUUUAUUAGAACAAGUUCAGGAUAUGGCUCGAAAAGCACACUUUGGUGAUAUGAUGACUUUGUGUUGGAAAUCUUGUGCGUUCCUGCUUAAAGCUAUAGUUCGACGUCAUAACAACGAAGAAAUUAGUGACGCUUCAAGAGAAAUCUCAAACCAACAUAUUAAAAAUGCCAUUGUUAUUUAUGAAUCUACAUAUAAGAGUUGGUGUACUAAGUCGAGUUCUUUGAAUAUAAAGUGCUUUUCACAGUUGCCUGCUACAAUUCCUCAAAUUCCAUGGCAUUUUUCGGAAAUAUUCCUUGGUUGUACUGACCCAAAGACAGCAAAGAACCCUAAAAAGGUCAUGAAUGCGUAUGACGUUUCAUUUACUAUUUGUAAUGUUGCGCUACCAAAGAAAAAACGGGAAUCUAAAGGUGCUAAUAGCACUAUACCUAAAUUAGUACCAAAAAUAAGAGAAAAUUUAAACAAUACGCUUCAAUUUAUUGCAGAAGACUUAAAAUGUGGCAAUCAAAAUUUUGAUUCUCAAGCAUUAAAAUCAAUUCUAAAGUUUGCCGGACUUGCAAUCAAAAGGACUAGUACAGAAAACUCAAAGUCUGAGAAAUUAUGGAAUUCAAAGAAACUUUUGCCUUUACUUGAGAAAAUUAAAGAAUUUCCAAGGUUUAAGUCUUCCCAAGUUAUUAGUAAUUUAGUAAAUGAAAUUACACGUAAUUUUCAAUAA
Molecule: messenger RNA, 3612 nt
Organism: Funneliformis mosseae
Lineage: Eukaryota; Fungi; Glomeromycota; Glomeromycetes; Glomerales; Glomeraceae
Source: the annotation of a GenBank genome assembly